GGCCACGAGGCGGGCCUUCCCUACGUUUCGUGUUCUCUUGAGAAAGCGAAAUGGAGGGGUGUGUAUCUAACCUAGUGGUGUGUAACCUGGCCUAUAGUGGGAAACUGGAAGAGUUAAAGGAGAGCAUCCAGGCCGACAAGUCCUUGGCUACUAGAACUGACCAGGACAGCCGAACUGCAUUGCAUUGGGCCUGUUCAGCAGGACAUACUGAGAUUGUUGAGUUCUUGCUCCAACUGGGAGUACCAGUGAAUGAUAAAGAUGAUGCUGGUUGGUCUCCUCUUCAUAUUGCUGCUUCUGCUGGGCGAGAUGAGAUUGUAAAGGCCCUUCUGGGAAAAGGUGCACAAGUGAAUGCUGUCAAUCAAAAUGGUUGUACUCCUCUCCAUUAUGCUGCUUCCAAAAACAGGCAUGAGAUUGCUGUUAUGUUACUAGAAAAUGGAGCUAAUCCAGAUGCUAAGGACCAUUAUGAGGGUACAGCAAUGCACCGGGCAGCAGCCAAGGGUAACUUGAAGAUGAUUCAUAUCCUUCUGUACUACAAAGCAUCCACAAACAUCCAAGACACUGAGGGUAACACUCCUCUACACUUAGCCUGUGAUGAGGAGAGAGUAGAAGAAGCAAAACUGCUGGCAUCCCAUGGAGCAAGUAUUUAUAUUGAAAAUAAAGAAGAAAAAACACCCUUGCAAGUGGCCAAAAGUGGCUUGGGUUCAAUACUCAAGAGAAUAGUGGAAGGUUAAAGCAACUUGGAUUUAUUCUUGCUUUAUUUGUUUUGUUGUCCUCAAUGGCCUGGAAACUAAUAUACUUGAGCACAAAGCAUCAUCUACAAUGGAUGAAGUUUUCUUAACUUCAGAAUCUUACUAAUAUGUUGUAUUGCUCGUGCUGAGAUAAUUAACUUGUUCUAAACUUGCUAUACAACCUGCUUUCCAGGCAUUGAAUAAUUAUUGAUAUUGUUCUGUUGUCAAAUAUUGUUUUCUAAUAUUGAAUUUUGGUUAAUUUUGAGCGUUUGUGUGACUGUUAUGAAUCUUCAGCACCUUCCUGUGUACCUUCUUUCUUCUGAAGCACAGUCACCCCAGUAGCAACAGGCAUGUUGCUCUGUUGGGUGGUUCCAGGUAGAACGUGUAUCAUCAUAUAGUUAAAACACAUCCUAAUACUCAGAGACCUGUACCAGAUGUUUCCUUUUUUUCCCAACUAUCAGUAUUUUGUUCUAAGAUAUAUAUAUAUAUGACCAAAUUUUAAGUUGGAGGAUAUGUUCUAAAAUAAUAAAAUAAUGGGUAGCCUGUGUACCCAUGUGUCUCUUUGAUGAGCUGUUUUUCCUUCAAAACAAGAUGUUUUGUUUUUAAAAAGAAAAUUUUGAAGUACCUAUAUGGACUCACCUUGUAUUGAAAAGAAUGUCUAGGUUAUUAAAGUGAUUGUAACAAAAAGGUAUUUCGAUUUGUAUUUCCAAAUUUAAGAAAAAUGUUAGAAUAACAGCCCAUUUUUUUUCAAUUCAGACAUUGACUUAAGGUUUAAAAUUCUGAGUAAAAACAUCUCUCAGCUGUGGGUAGCUCUAAAAUCAAUAACAUUAGUACAGCUUGAACUGCAACUAAAAUCUUAGAAUUGGUAACUAAAUGCAGAGCAAAAGAAAAUAAGUGCACAUUUGAACUCAAUUUAGGGAAGCAUCUUAAAUGAUUGUUAUAAAAUCUAACAUACUCAAAGUGACUUCAAAUUCUUUUUGGAUUUGAAUGUUAGACUGCAAAUAUUGUUUGAAAUAACUGAUCCAAGUGAGCCCACAAACCUGUAUUAAUUUGAGGUCAAAGGCUUAAUGACCAAUAAUUUAUAUGUUUUGUAAAUAUGAACUCUGUUGUUUAUAAACAAAACUGUUUUACAUAAGUUUAUUUUUGUAGUCCUAAAGAUUGAAACCAGGGACAUUAGGCAAGUGCUUUACCAUUAAGAUAUGCCCCCAGCCCAGGGAAGCAUCUUCUUAUGGAAUAAAAAUGUUGCUUUACUGAAUGCUGGAGACAGAAUAAAGUGAUAGGGAAAAUUAAUUUUAAUUCCAAUACUUUCAAUGUGAUUAAACAGUAAAGUUUUGUCUAAUAGGAUCUGUUAAGACUAAAGGACUAAAAGGACUUUAAAGGAUUUAAAAGAAACUCAUUUUAAUCCCUUAGUGAGCAAUACAGAUGGAAUAAAGACUAGGGUAAUUUGUAGACUUAAGUAACUUGUUAAUAUUGGAAUCACUGAUUUGUAUAAACUAAGGCCUCAGAUCCUAACCAAAUUGUUACCUGUGGGAAAUCUGAUACAGAUGAAGCUGAUUCAAGAUCAGCAGCAUGUUUUAAUUACUUCCAAAGCAAACUAAAAAAAGACAGUAUGAUUUUAAAGUUUAACUGAAAUUCUUGGUAUUAAUAUUUUUCUUUGAAAUUCUAUAUUACUUUUACCUUUUUUCUGUUAUGUCUUGUUUUUCUUUAAAUAAAAAAAUAAAAGUAAAUAAAGUUUAACUGAAAUGAGUCAAUAAA
Molecule: messenger RNA, 2483 nt
Organism: Cavia porcellus (domestic guinea pig)
Lineage: Eukaryota; Metazoa; Chordata; Mammalia; Rodentia; Caviidae
Gene: Psmd10
Product: proteasome 26S subunit, non-ATPase 10
Exons: 5
Coding region: 51-731 (226 amino acids)
Biological process (GO): regulation of gene expression
Cellular component (GO): nucleus
Molecular function (GO): protein binding
Source: RefSeq, a predicted model, not a curated record